Molecule: messenger RNA, 2193 nt
Organism: Lepus europaeus (European hare)
Lineage: Eukaryota; Metazoa; Chordata; Mammalia; Lagomorpha; Leporidae
Product: eukaryotic translation initiation factor 5-like
Biological process (GO): formation of translation preinitiation complex; formation of cytoplasmic translation initiation complex; translational initiation
Cellular component (GO): cytosol
Molecular function (GO): translation initiation factor activity; eukaryotic initiation factor eIF2 binding; GDP-dissociation inhibitor activity
Source: RefSeq, a predicted model, not a curated record
GCUGUCGUUUAUGUCAUCCCUGCUUCUCCAGACAGAAGAUACCAAAAAGUUGCAAUCAAAGAUCUCUUCAUCUUAUUGAUAAAGCCAUUAAUAAGCCAAAAUGUCUGUCAACGUCAACCGCAGCGUGUCAGACCAGUUCUAUCGCUACAAGAUGCCCCGGAUUGCCAAGCUUGAGGGCAAAGGAAAUGGAAUCAAGACAGUUAUAGUCAACAUGGUUGACGUUGCAAAGGCGCUUAAUCGGCCUCUAACGUAUCCCACCAAAUAUUUUGGUUGUGAGCUGGGAGCACAGACCCAGUUUGAUGUUAAGAAUGACCGUUACAUUGUCAAUGGAUCUCAUGAGGCGAAUAAGCUGCAAGACAUGUUGGAUGGAUUCACAAAAAAAUUUGUUCUCUGUCCUGAGUGUGAGAACCCUGAAACAGAUCUGCAUGUCAAUCCGAAGAAGCAAACAAUAGGUAAUUCUUGUAAAGCCUGUGGCUAUUGAGGCAUGCUUGACACACGUCAUAAACUCUGCACGUUCAUUCUCAAAAACCCACCUGAGAAUAGUAACAGUGGCACAGGAAAGAAAGAGAAGGAAAAGAAGGACAGGAAGGGCAAAGACAAGGAAAAUGGUUCAGUAUCCAGCAGUGAAACACCACCGCCGCCACCACCAAGUGAAAUCAGUCCUCCCCCACAUGCUGUGGAAGAGGAGGAGGAUGAUGACUGGGGAGAGGAUACAACUGAGGAAGCUCAGAGGCGCAGAAUGGAUGAAAUCAGUGACCAUGCAAAAGUGCUGACACUCAGUGACGACUUGGAGAGGACUGUGGAAGAGCGCGUCAACAUCCUGUUUGACUUUGUGAAGAAAAAGAAAGAAGAGGGCGUCAUUGACUCAUCGGACAAGGAAAUCGCUGCUCAGGCAGAAAGGCUGGACGUGAAAGCCAUGGGCCCUCUUGUUCUGACUGAAGUUCUCUUUAAUGAGAACAUCAGGGAACAAAUUAAGAAAUACAGGCGCCAUUUUCUAAGAUUUUGUCACAACAACAAAAAAGCUCAGUGGUACCUUCUUCAUGGUUUGGAGUGUGUGGUAGCAAUGCAUCAAGCUCAGCUCAUCUCCAAGAUCCCACACAUCUUGAAGGAGAUGUACGAUGCGGACCUUUUAGAAGAAGAAGUCAUCAUCAGCUGGUCGGAAAAGGCUUCUAAGAAAUACGUCUCAAAAGAACUUGCCAAAGAGAUUCGUGUCAAAGCAGAACCAUUUAUUAAAUGGUUGAAGGAGGCAGAGGAGGAGUCUUCUGGUGGUGAAGAAGAUGAGGAAGAUGAGAACAUUGAGGUGGUGUAUUCGAAGACUGCCAGUGUACUGAAAGUUGAAACUGUGAAGUCUGACAACAAGGAUGACGACAUUGAUAUUGAUGCCAUUUAAAGGGCCGGAUGCGACCUAGCUUACCAGUGUAAUGCUGCAACUUUUUCUCCAUUAUCAGCCAGAAGUGCAACAUGUAUGUGCAAAAGCUAAAAUAGCUUAACAUCAUGCUACACUUUAUACUAAGAAAACUAUUACUGUGAGUGAUCUGUAUUUAAGCCCAAUGAGACAUCUAGGGAGUCCAUACACAUCAGUGAGCAGAUAGAGUUUGCUUAUUUUAUAGCAUGUUUCUUUUUGAAAAACUAGUGAUGGACACAUUUGGAUCACAUUUAUACAGUUAACAAAAAUUAAGAUUUGAUUUUGGUCAUUCUUAAGAUUUUUGGCUCUGAAUGACUUUGGCUAAAGUAAUUGGCUCCUUUUAUAAUGUACCAUCAUUUAACCUGAUAGGAUUCUUGGAGCCUGUGAUACGUUGUUAGGUGCUGAGACCAUAAUGAGGUCUUCAGAGUGUAAGUGUGUGUAUUUGUAAUGACUUUAUUCAGCCACUAAGAAAUACAGUACUUGGAAAGUUUUACCUCUGGUCCCACGGAUUGGUGUUUGGUAAUGUACGUUUAGGCCGAGGUAGACUGCUGAUCAAAUGACAGCACAACAUCUGAGGAGCAGAAGUGACCUGAGUGUCCUAUAAACAUUGAUUGAGAGCAGGUUUUGAAACUUGAAAUUUUGUUUUUCCAGUUUGUGUACAAUUUCCCCAAAUUGGUAGUCUUUGAAGUCGUGUGCAUUGCAUGUUGGAUGAGCCAGGGAAAUGACUACUACAUUAACAAAUGAGCAUUUUAUGUGUAUGUAGUGGUUGCUUUGUACUAAGAGAACAC